GUUAUAUCCAGAGACCGUUCGGCGAGUUGAUCGUGCAGAGCCGCGACGAUGUCUGGGCUCGUGGGUGUGGUUGGCUCCAACUGCAUCUCCUCCAAGAAGUCCCGCGUGGCGAUGUUAAGACACAGGAAACUCACAGCCAAGGAGAAACUUCUGCUCGCCCAAGGGGGCACGCACACCACCGUGCUCGACGUGCUCACAAAAAAGCUGGUUGCUAAGCUGGAAGAGCUCAUUCCCGUGGAAAACGAGCGACACGACCGCGCGUUUCGGCUCUUCACCAGUACAGACGCCAUCACGCCGCAGAGCUUCCACGCGCUGCUGCUCAAGUUUCGCAUCUCGGCCAACCGCCAGCAAAGUUACGCGUUGUUUCACAAGUACGACGUCGACUGCCGGGGAACGCUGGACCGGACCAAAUUUCUCAACGGUGUCUUUCAGUUUCGUCGAAAAGGAUCGGCUCCGAUACCCACCAUAGUACAGCAACGAUCCUACGACGAGGAUCGGCAGGACGAGCCCCCGACGCCUCCCAAACGAGGAAUCGCCGCAAGACCAAAGCAGCCGCACAACGUCAGGAAUUCGACGUCUGUGAUCAUGUCUGACGUGAUCACUCAUCCACCCAACAGUCACAGCGAGCAGCCUCCGCCGCGACACAAACACUCUACAGUGACGGACCGACUCGCCCACAAACCCAUGCUCACGCACCACCAUCCGGCCCGAGAACAGCACGAGACCCCCCUCGGGGACAACAUUCCGUUCGAAGAAGUGGUCAAGCGGAUACGGGACAAGAUCGACCAGCGCACGUCGAAAGCGUCCGACCGAUUUCGGCAAGCGUUCAAGAUCUUUGCCAAGGCGUCUGGCAUCACCAUGGACGAGUUCCACGAAGGCUUGCUGCAGCUCGGGUUUCGACUGUCCCCAGACCAAAACAAGCAGCUAUUCAACACGUUCGACGUCAACCAGUCGGGCGACUUGGACCUGAACGAGUUUGUCCAAGGCAUUUCGUUGGACGAUUCGUCCAUUAAGUACAUCAACGCCCACGUCCAGCGCCAAAAACGCGAAGAAGCGAGGCGGAAGCGGUAUCAGAUGGCUGUGCAGUCGGUCGAGCGCGCGUGGACGAUCGAAGACAUGGAGCGAAAGCUACGCGAAAAGAUUGAACAGCACACGUCCAAGUCGUCCGAUUGUUUUCGGCAGGCGUUCAAAAUAUUUAAAAAGUCCUGCGGCAUCCGUCGGCAAGAGUUCCACGACGCCCUCGCCGAGCUCGGGCUGGACCUGAAUCGAGAGCACACGGACAAGUUGUUUGCCAAGUACGAUAUUGACGGCAGCGGAGACAUCGACCUGCCCGAGUUUGUGCGCGGCGUGCUCCCAGCAGACUACUCGGGGGGCACGUGGGUAGCCGAAGCGGACGAGAUGCACCGCAUCGAAGCCGAGAGCAAAAAGCUCAACCCAGACUCGCACUUAAACCGCGUGGAAAUCACAAACUGGUCGCUCGACAACAUCCAGUUCAAGCUGCGGGAAAAGAUCACGCAAAAGACCACGCGGUCCUCGGAUACGUUUCGCCAAGUGUACAAAAUCUUUCAAAAGUCGACGGGGAUUACGUUGCUCGAGUUCCGACAAGGGCUGCUCCUGCUCGGCUUUCGCCUAAACGACGCCCAAGCAAACGGAUUGUUCAAUCGCUACGAUUCCGACCACAGCGGCACGAUCGACCUCACCGAGUUCUGUCGCCACGUACUGCCUCCGGAUUACAACGGCGACGGCGACCACUGGGGACACACACAAGACGAGCACAAACAACGGGCCCAAGACGCCAUGACGUACGUAACCAUGACGAAGAAUGGCACAGUGCCGAUGGCCACCCCCCCAAACCCGAUGCGGGAAGGCACGCCGAUGCCAUCGCGCCCAAACUCGGCCCCCCAAGCCCGACCACCCCAUUCGGCCACCAAUGGUGGUCCAUCUCCCCAUCACCGACGGCACUCGAUGAAACUAACCCCUGAGGCCAACGUAUGGUCUGCCGACGCUACUAGCCCUGACAAAGCCACGGCCCAUGCCGCACCUUCGUCUUCUCGACCUGCCACAGCUCGUCCUGCCUCGGCUCGGCCUGCCUCAGCCCGCAGCCGCCAAUCGGCCGAGAAUGACCCCCAGCAUUACCUUCGCCCGAGCUCUGCUCGGUCUUGUAGUAGCAGCAGCAGCGUCUCGUACCGUGCAAACCCGUUUAAGUCGAAACGUCGCCACUUUUUCCACCAUCACAGUCUAUGGCAGCGGAAAGUUAAGUUCCAUCGAGCCCAGCAACAACUCGAGUUACAGAAGCUCCAAAACAACCCCCCCGGUUCUACUACCGCUCCAGCCCCCCCCGCCACACAACCCAACGAGCUCGACGAAUACGAAGAUAUUGCUGUAAUCGAGGACGACGACGAGGACGACGCCGAUGAGGAGGGGGGCAACGCCUUUGAUGACGACGAUUCACCGUACAAGGAACUUCGCACCCCCGCCAAGCCAAAGCCCCGACCUGCAUCAGCCCGCCCAUCGUCCGCCAAAGCCACCAAGCCACCUACAGCUCGGCCUCCGUCCGCCAGCAAAGCACCUGCCAACUCGCGACCCCAAACGUCCGCGUCCACCGCCACCUCGUCGUCGACUGCCUCGAGAACGUCGCAAUCUCCGCGGGCAAGGAGGCAGCAGCAGCAUGGCAGUGACACGACCAGUCAGAGUAGCCACGAAACCACGUCGACCACGGCCGAAGGCGUCCACCCUGCAAAGUUCAAGCCUCGGAUAUACGGUCCAGGUUUCAAAAAGAUGUUUUUACAACUGGCCAAGGAACGGUUGGUGGUGCACGAGCGAUAGCGAUGUUACCAACCCCACUAACGUUACACCAUCUCCACGACGAUGACCAGUACAACGAGAGAACUCAUACUAUAAUUAUUGGACAAACUGGGUCUUUACGAAUUGAGUUGCGUCCACAGCCAGUACACGAUGUGAUUGACAAAAUCUCGCAGCGUCUUGCGCUGUUCUGGGGACAGCAUGCCGUUGGGGGGCGCGUCCCGUCGACAUAUUUCCAUCUGGACGUGCGAAGUCGAGUCGUGCUGGAUGUGAAUCAUGAUGUCUCGAGCCCCCACGCACAUGAGCAGGACAUGCCGAGUGUCCUUGAAAUGGUACUCGCGCAUCGUUUCCU
Messenger RNA from Aphanomyces astaci, 3154 nucleotides. RefSeq lists its product as hypothetical. Gene Ontology annotation, molecular function: calcium ion binding. The coding region runs from base 49 to 2826 and encodes 925 amino acids. NCBI's taxonomy places the organism in Eukaryota, Oomycota, Saprolegniomycetes, Saprolegniales, Verrucalvaceae. The record is from RefSeq and is a predicted model, not a curated record. The transcript has 5 exons.